CUCUUCGCAAAUCUUCCGUGUCGACAGCACAGUUGAAAAUCACAAUAGCAUACCUAUCUCGACGCAUCCCUGCUCGAUUCCCGCAGCGCAAAUCCCAUGGCGCAGAUGUGCUACGACGAGUCAUAGUCCUCUUUCAUCGUCACAUUCCGCGUCUUUUCCCACCAUACUGAGUCGGUAUGCCUGCUCCGGCUGGAACCAAACGCGUACGCGGCGUUCAGGUCUACCGCCCUUUCGUCUACGGUACCGAAGCGAUCCCUUUCGACCCUGAGAAUAGGCCCAAGGACGCACCAGCCGAUCAUACUCACAAAUGGAAAGUGUUUGUCCGCGGGAUCAACAACGAAGAUAUAUCCUACUGGCUUAAGAAAGUCCAGUUCAAAUUGCACGACACAUACGCCAAUAGUGUGCGAAUGAUUGAAAGUCCACCAUUUGAGGUAGAAGAGACGGGCUGGGGUGAAUUUGAGAUUGCAAUCAAGUUCUACUUUGUCCCAGAAAGCACGGAGAAACCGCAACAGAUCUGGCAUGGUCUCAAAUUACACCCCUACUACGGGGACGUUGAGCAGCAAAAGCGCGACAGGUCGAUGAUCAGCAGCGUUUGUUAUGAAGAGGUCUUGUUCAACGAGCCUGUAGAAGCCUUCUACGACAUUCUCACAGGCGGCCCCCAAGCGACGAAGUCGAAGGGCGGAAAAGGCUCGAAAGCUCAGAUCAAGGCGCUACCCACGGCAGAGAUACCCAUGAAAAGUGGUGGAGGUAACAAAUUCAGCAGGGAAGAAGAAGGUAAAGAGUUGGAUCGGCUGGGUGAGGCAGUAAAGAAAGUGCAGGCGAUGAUUGCGGAAGAGAAAGCCAAAUUGGUAACCGAAGAAACCAAACUGCAAGAGCUGGAAAAGACUGAAGGAAAACCCAUCAAAAAGAAGUGAAAUGUGGAGCGGACCGACGCCGACUAUUUCUCGGGGGAAAUGCCAGGCACAUAUAUGGGAGGUCGAGCCUUGAGUCGCUUUGACAGCAAUAACCUGGCUGUGGAAGUAAGUGAGAGUGGCAUUUCAGACGAUUUGUUCUAUUUCGUCGGCACUCAUCAAGGCAGCUCGUCUAUUCAGUGCAAGCAAUAUCUCGAUCUGCUGUCUUACCACCAUAAGCGACCCUCUGUUUGAUCGAUACACUUCCACAACAGGACUUGUUAGCCGGAGACCCCGCCUCUAAAGUUGUCAGAAACACCCUCAAAUCUUUUGAAUGAAGUAUCCAGGCUCAUGGAACAUGUUCCCGAGCGUCUGCUUCAGGAGGGGUCAGGCAUCGCCAGGCUCUCCAGGUUGAGCUUCCACUUUGGCGGACUGAUUGCACAUGAUCAGUUGCUCUUUGUUGGCCUUCUUUCUGGCAGUUGGUGACUAUAUCAUGUCUCUAAGCACCACUAAUAUCAGGUUCAGGGACGGAAGGACACUGUCCUUUUGACUGCACCAGGUCGAUCCUCCAGGACCUAAAUGACUUGAGCAUGCCUCACCUGCUCAAUCCGGAGUCCUUGAGCCAUGUCGCACGGGAGGCAUCUGUAGAGAGAGCAUCAUGCGUUUCACGGGAAGCUGAAUUCAGGGCCCUCGCUUUCCUCUACCGUGAGGCAGACAUAUUCAACAAAGACAUCCUUGGACGCACCUGUGCCCUUUAUUCCGACUUUUGGGAGUGGGCCAUCCAGGACUUGAGACAUCGGGUCUUCGUUUUAUAUGACUGCAAGUCUUCGCGCUGAAAAUGGUCAAGGAGGAGUGCGCCGCGAGGCUGAAUCGCAUAGAGGGAUUUGCGUAUGUCAUCAUUGACCAAAGUUUUGGCCUACAAAGUCUGGCCACACCAUUCACGUCAAUACUGCGAUACACAGGACAAGCACAAUACGCUAAAUUCACAGAUUCCGCACGAGUGGUUCCGAGUAUCAAAUACGGCCGUCCAGUACCUACUUCUCAUAGAGAGGAGUGAUUCCCUCAGUAGUCUGGAAUUAAUGCUCCUCGCAAUGUCUUGUUUUUAUAUAGUCGAGACAAAGAGGUAUUUAUCCCAAAACAUGCUAGGUC
Exophiala oligosperma is the source of this 2039-nucleotide messenger RNA. RefSeq lists its product as uncharacterized. The transcript has a single exon. Bases 177 to 914 code for a protein of 245 amino acids. The record is from RefSeq and is a predicted model, not a curated record. Lineage: Eukaryota; Fungi; Ascomycota; Eurotiomycetes; Chaetothyriales; Herpotrichiellaceae. Gene Ontology annotation, biological process: regulation of DNA-templated transcription.